Messenger RNA from Agrilus planipennis (emerald ash borer), 934 nucleotides. RefSeq names its product glycine-rich cell wall structural protein-like. NCBI's taxonomy places the organism in Eukaryota, Metazoa, Arthropoda, Insecta, Coleoptera, Buprestidae. The coding region runs from base 537 to 869 and encodes 110 amino acids. The transcript is spliced from 2 exons. The record is from RefSeq and is a predicted model, not a curated record.
GGUCUCUCUCAGCGACACAGUCCCGCUUUCAGAGACUCUGAGAGACCGAACAUUUUUAUCUUGGGGUCUACCCCAGCUGAGAUGAAACGCCUGGAAUUUCUAACCCAACUAUAGCACAAUCAAAUGAUACUUCAUCUAUUAAAAUCAACCAUGAAAGCCUGAGCUUCUCUAUUAAUACAGCUUUGAAUUUAGCAAUAAUUGUUUGAAGGUGAGAAUAUUUGGAGAGACCCAUCAACUUCUUUAUCUUCUCUGUUCAAAAUUGACACUGAAACCCCUUCAUAAUAGUCUUUUACAAUAUUGUCUGUAAACAGUUCUUAAUUAAAAUGUCCUACUAAAUUAGGGACCAUGCAAAAAAAUAUACGUAUUGUGUACAUAUAGGUAAUGAUUACGUUAACGUGAAACGAAAAAAAUUCUCUGACUCGGAAUUCCCCAUUAAAAAACCACAAAUUAUAAAAGUAAAUGUUCGAGAAAAAUCACCCAAUAACUCAGUGUCACUUGGUAUGUUUACUGCCUGAUGUGAGGAAUAUGUUUUGAACAUGACCCGAAACAAUAUUUUAUUAUUGAUAUUACUGCUUGCUAUCGUAAUCAAUGGAUCAUUAUCCUUUCUCCUACCACCUGUAGUCAUAAUUGGAGUUAAACCAGUGUAUGGAUACAAACCAUGGUAUAGACCACAUUAUGGAUACCGACCGGGAUUUGGACCUAGACCAGGAUUUGGGUAUAGGCCAGGAUUUGGAUAUAGACCAGGAUUUGGUGGUGGUUUUGGAGGCGGUGGUGGAUUCGGUGGAGGAGGUGGAGGUGGAUUCGGAGGGGGUGGUGGAUUCGGAGGAGGUGGUGGAUUUGGAUUUGGUGGAGGUGGUGGAUUUGGUUAAAUAAGGGGUACUAUUAUGGUGUAAUAAUACGCAAUAAAUUGCAAAAAUAUGAUUUCUGUUAAUUU